This is a messenger RNA of Lolium rigidum, 2361 nucleotides long. RefSeq names its product poly(A)-specific ribonuclease PARN. Gene Ontology annotation, cellular component: cytoplasm. Gene Ontology annotation, molecular function: RNA binding; 3'-5'-RNA exonuclease activity. Lineage: Eukaryota; Viridiplantae; Streptophyta; Magnoliopsida; Poales; Poaceae. The record is from RefSeq and is a predicted model, not a curated record. The transcript is spliced from 7 exons. The coding region runs from base 1 to 2181 and encodes 726 amino acids.
AUGCAGUGCCGCCGCCGCCUCGCCCCGCUCCUCCGCGCGCCGCCGCCCAGGACCCUCCUCGCCCGCCUCCUCUCCUCAUCCUACCCCUCGCCGCCCCCGAGCGGCGGCGGAGCGGAUGGAGCCGCGGCCAGCGGGGUGGCGGUGAAGCAGGUGACGCGGGGGAACCUGUCGGAGGCGCUGGAGGAGCUCCGCGCGCGGGUGCGCGACGCCGCCUUCGUGGGGCUCGACCUGGAGAUGAGCGGCGUCACCAGCGCGCCCUGGCGGGACACCUUCGAGCUCGACCGCGCCGACGUCCGCUACCUCAAGCUCCGCGACUCCGCGCAGCGCUUCGCCGCCCUGCAGCUCGGCAUCUGCCCCUUCCGCUGGGAUCCCGCCAAGUCCGCCUUCGUCGCCCACCCGCAUAACUUCUUUAUCUUUCCUCGCAAGGAGCUCCCAUAUGAUAGUUCAUCUCAUGAAUUUCUCUGCCAGACCAGUUCAAUUGACUUCCUAGCGAAAUACCAGUUUGAUUUCAACACGUGCUUCCACGAAGGAAUAUCUUAUUUAUCCAGAGCACAAGAAGAAGAGGCUCUUGAGAAAUUAAAUGUACUGCAUCAUGAUGCAAUGUCUGCGUCUCCAAAUACUUCUGGAGAAGGAGAAGAUGUACCAUUAAAGAGUACUGCUGAUCUUCUUUUCACGGAGAGAAUGAAGAUCAGAUUCAGCGAGUGGCGUGAUGCGAUAAGAAGCAAUUCGACAGUGGAUAAUAAUUUGUUAGGAAACAGUAAAUUUGGCACAGACCAAUUCCAGACAGUUUUCUUCAAAAUGCGCCCAGCUGUUAUGCUUAAUGGGUUCACAUCACAUCAGCUAAAGUUAAUUCAACAGGUUUUGAGAAAAAACUUUAAAGACCUCAUGUAUGUUUGUACAUUUGGUGAGGAUGAUACAUCAGAGAAGAGAGUAGUUUAUACAGACAAUAGUGAUGACAGUAUGUUAUUGAUGAAAGAUGUGCAGCAAGAUCUACUCACAAGCAGAAAAGGAAAAGUUGAAUCAGCAAUAGGAAUCCGCCAUGUCAUUGAUCUUCUUGCCUCAGAAAGAAAAUUGAUUGUUGGUCACAGUUGUUUCCUAGAUAUUGCACAAGUCUACAGCAAAUUUAUUGGGCCUCUUCCCUCAUCCAUGAAGGAAUUUUCCUUGGGCAUCAACAAAGUUUUCCCACACAUUGCAGAUACUAGACAUCUUAUGUCUGCCAACGAUGCGGUGCAGUAUUUGAUGAGGCAGAAAAGCAAAUCACUUUCUUCAGCUUUCUCAUUUUUGUGCCCAACUGCUGCGGAGUCAUCUACCCGUACUCCUGUGAAAAUUGAAGUCGAGGCAGAUGAAACAACGUUAUCUUGCUUUGCUUCGGGUGCCAAGCACGAGGCAGGAUAUGAUGCAUUCAUGACUGGAAGUGUUUUCGCGCAGUUGUGUGCUCAUCUUGACAUCAAUUUUGAACACCUCACGCCUAAGGAGAACCUAGCGAGGAAUAAUAGGCUGCAGAAAUACAUCAAUCAUUUGUCUCCUAGCUUUAACAGUGGAACAGUACUUGAUUUAAGUACUGGCACGGAGAGACCAGAUACAGGUUAUAAGAGUAGAUAUCCUGCUGCUGUGUAUGAAAAUGUUGUUCUCAUCUGGGGAUUCCAGUCUGAGCUAAGAGCAAAGGAUAUUAAGGACUCCAUCUGCAAAGUGUUUGGUCCAGCAUCAGUUACGACAAUAUUCUCGAUUGACCGCACUGCUGUUCUCGUUCAGUUCAGUAAACAAGAGUCUGUAAAUGAUUUUUUGGAUUUGAAGGCUACCUUAGAAAGGGCAGAUACUGCUAUUUCAGUCCUGCACCCUCUGUCAACUAUAUUACAAGGAGGCAAAACACGAGCUGCAAACUACGAAACCUACAGGGACAUUUGCAACUCAUCUGUAUCGAAGUAUUUCUUUGCUGAUCAAGCUGAAGCAGUCUGUCCAGCUUCAAACACUGAGCUCAAAUGUGAGAACCUAGAUGCUGGUGAUGCACUUGGAAUAAACGAUGGCAUUCUGGAUGAAACUAAAAAUGCCUCGGUACAGCGGGGAGAAGGAGCAAAGUAUACUUCCAAGAACCGAGACAAUAGUGAUAUUUCGUGCCAAGAUAUCUUGGAUGUACUACAAGAUGGCAAAACGUUAUUCAGUAAACGAAUCAAUCAGACAUGACUAGCACUUGUCACUUCAAGUUGUGCUGCUUCUUUCCCUUUGCUAGGACCUGACUGCUCUGAAUAACAAAUGUUCUGACGAGUAGUAAUUUUGUUUGUUGAUGUAUUUGGGCACGGUGCUAUUUAGUACUAUUCACCACUGUAACAGAACACUUGUGCAAUACAGAAUUACCUUGUACUG